Molecule: messenger RNA, 1056 nt
Organism: Cucurbita pepo subsp. pepo (vegetable marrow)
Lineage: Eukaryota; Viridiplantae; Streptophyta; Magnoliopsida; Cucurbitales; Cucurbitaceae
Source: RefSeq, a predicted model, not a curated record
UCCUCAGUCCUCGCGCAAUUUCCUUCCUUGCUGUUCUCUCUAUAAAAACCCCCACUCCCCUCCCUCUCUCAUUUCAAUUCCUCUGGACUCUGAGUCUGAAUCUCAACCUUUUCAAUUCAACCCUUUCCCUUUUGAAUCCUUCAUUCUUCAGCUAUGCCACUCCAAGCUCUCAAUUCCCCCUUCCAUUUCCAUGACGUCCCCUUCCUCCACCCCCUCAAGCCCUGGGCCAAGCGCAAGCGUUCCCGCCGCCCACCUCUUCACGCUUCUCCUUCCGAAGAAGAGUAUCUUGCUCUCUGUCUCAUCAUGCUCGCCCGCGGCGACCCCCGUUCCCUGCUUGAGCCUGCCGUCGCCACCAAGUCCGCCUUCAAGUGUCCUCUUUGCGACAAGGUCUUUUCCUCUUACCAGGCUCUGGGUGGUCACAAGACUAGCCACCGGAAACCGGCUGCUUGUGACGACCAGUGCAUGUCGAUCUCCAGUGCUACGUCCACCAUCUCUAACUCUGGUGGAAGGGCACAUGUCCGUAAUGUUUGUCACAAGUCGCUCCCCACCGGCCAGGCCUUGGGUCGCCACAAGCGCUGCUACUACGAAGAUGGUGCCGACGCCACUGCGAAUCGCCAGAGCUACAACGGGAUGACGUUGACAUCGUCGGAGGAAGUAGGUUCGACCCACAUCGUCAGCCAUAGCCACCGAAACUUCGACCUGAACAUCCCGGCGUUGCCGAUUCUGUUGCCGAAGCCUUCCUUCCCUGGCGACGAGGAGGUGGAGAGUCCUCUGCCGAUGAAGAAGCCUCGGUUUCUCUGGCUGCCGGAACCGGAGAUCUCGCUGAAUUUGGACGAUCCUUUCCCGGAUUGGGGAAGAGGGAUUAGAAUCAAAAUUCAAAAUUAGUUUCAGUUUUCUUUGUAUAAAAUUAAUUUAGCCGAUUCUUGGGGAUCUAGAAAGAGGGAUACAGAAUAUUCAAUUAAUUCUUUCCUUUUCUUCUUUUUUUUUUUUCCCUCAAAGCCAUUGUUUUGAUUUCAAUUGGGAAAAUUGUAUGCAUGCUCACUCAUAGUUCUUGAA